CCGAAGAGAAAACCUAAUUAUCAGCAGUUUUCUUAUCUUCCGCUCUCUUUCCGUAUCAAAAUCCUAUAUAUACUCGGUUUCUCUGCUCUGUACGAUCAGUUAUAAAACUAAUUUCACCUCAACAAGAUGACAAAAUUGGUGCUGUAUGGUUUGGAUGCAAGUCCGCCAGUUCGUACCGUGAAAUUGACUUUGGCUGCUUUGGAACUGCCCUACGAAUUCGUGGAGGUGAACACUCGGGCCAAGGAGAACCUCUCCGAGGAGUUUCUGAAGAAGAACCCCCAGCACACGGUGCCCACCUUGGAGGACGACGGACACUACAUAUGGGACUCCCACGCGAUCAUUGCCUAUCUGGUGUCGAAAUACGGCAAGAAUGACAGCCUCUACCCGAAGGAUCUCCUCCAGCGAGCUGUGGUGGAUCAGCGUUUGCAUUUCGAGUCCGGAGUGAUGUUUGCCAAUGGCCUUAGGAGCAUAGUCAGGCCACUUUUUGCCGGCAAAACAGAUUUUUCCAAAGAGCGUUACGAUGCGAUCAUAGAGGUCUAUGACUUUCUAGAGACCUUUCUUGCUGGCAACGAAUACAUUGCUGGAUCCCAGCUGACCAUUGCUGACUUUAGCAUCGUCUCGACUACGACCUCCUUGGAUUCCUUGGUAAAGUUGGACUCAGCCAAAUACCCCAAGGUCAGUGCCUGGAUCAAGCGACUUCAGAAACUUCCCUACUACGAGGAAGCCAACGGCAAAGGAGCCAAAAUCUUGGAGGGCUUCAUCAAGAAUAUUGACUUCGAAUUCGUAUCAUAGAACAUUUCUUAAUUUUCUCCUGCGAACUAUUAACUUCUACUAACUAGAAAUUAAAAUAUAAAUAAUAAAUUCUAAAAUCAUAUUACAAUAACUUAACAGUUGUGAAAAUAAACCUAAUUUAAAUUUUAAUCCAUUAAAACAAAUAUUCAAAAUAUUGUAAGCAAAGGUAAAAUUAUAAAGAACUUUUUUAUUACCAACAAUCAAGAAAAUCUAUAUUAACAAAUAAAUAUACGAUUUUGAAAGAGAA
Molecule: messenger RNA, 1039 nt
Organism: Drosophila ficusphila
Lineage: Eukaryota; Metazoa; Arthropoda; Insecta; Diptera; Drosophilidae
Product: glutathione S-transferase 1-like
Exons: 1
Coding region: 127-792 (221 amino acids)
Biological process (GO): glutathione metabolic process
Molecular function (GO): glutathione transferase activity
Source: RefSeq, a predicted model, not a curated record